Molecule: messenger RNA, 1791 nt
Organism: Rhea pennata
Lineage: Eukaryota; Metazoa; Chordata; Aves; Rheiformes; Rheidae
Gene: SLC13A2
Product: solute carrier family 13 member 2
Exons: 12
Coding region: 1-1791 (596 amino acids)
Biological process (GO): transmembrane transport
Cellular component (GO): membrane
Molecular function (GO): transmembrane transporter activity
Source: RefSeq, a predicted model, not a curated record
AUGGCUGGCGUGUGGCAAGUGAUUCUAGCCUACAGGAGCUACCUGAUUGCUAUCCUAACACCUAUUUUGCUUCUUCCUCUGCCUCUGGCUGUUCCUACUCAGGAAGCCCGAUGUGCUUAUGUUAUCAUAUUGAUGUCAGUGUUUUGGUGCACAGAAGUCUUGCCAUUGGCUGUCACAGCCUUCUUUCCUGUUGUGCUGUUCCCACUAAUGAACAUCAUGGAUUCAACAACACUCUGCAGGGAAUAUUUGAAGGAUACCAAUAUGCUUUUUAUUGGGGGACUGCUGGUGGCCAUUGCUGUUGAGAACUGGAAUCUACAUAAGCGCAUUGCUUUGCAGGUCUUGCUAUUCGUUGGUGUCAGACCAGCCCUACUUCUUAUGGGUUUCAUGAUUGUGACUGCCUUCCUUUCAAUGUGGAUCAGCAACACUGCCACUACUGCCAUGAUGUUGCCAAUAGCGCAAGCAGUGUUGGAUCAGUUGCACAAGUCAGAACUAGAGUCUAGCUCAGCUGAGGAAGUGUCUGAAAACAUCAAUAAAGCCUUUGAGUUGCAGGAAGACUCAACGAAACCAGACAGCUCCAAAGCGACAGAGCAAAAAGGUGACAGUCAUGUUAUGACAGUUGAGGAAGACAAAAAACAGAACAGUGAAGAACUUCUGGAGAAGAAUCACAAGAAAUUCUGCAAGGGAAUGUCCCUCUCUAUUUGUUACUCAGCCACUAUUGGUGGGAUUGCAACUCUGACUGGGACGACUCCAAAUCUGGUACUGAAAGGACAGGUUGAUGAGCUCUUUCCUGACAACGGCAAUGUGAUCACCUUUGCCUCUUGGUUCUCCUUUGCUUUUCCCACCACGGUCCUGUUGCUGUUUUUGUCCUGGAUUUGGCUGCAGAUAUUGUUCUUGGGCUUUAAUUUUCAGAAGAAUUUCGGUUGUGCUGUAAAUGCCUCUGUAAAAGCUAAGGAACAACGGGCUUACGGUGUUAUCAAGGACGAGCACAAGAAGUUGGGCUCAAUGAAAUUUGCUGAGAUAAUAAUUUUAAUCCUCUUCAUACUACUGAUACUGCUGUGGUUUACUAGAGACCCUGGUUUCAUGCCAGGUUGGGCAACUACUCUCUUCAACAAAAAUGGUACAAGCUUUGUCACUGAUGCUACAGUUGUCGUCUUCAUUGCAAUUUUGAUGUUCUUCAUCCCUUCCGAGAUUCCUAGAUCUUUCUCCCAUACCGGUGGUGGACACAAACAACAAACAAACAGCAAACCAAAGAUUCCAGUACCUCCAGCUCUCCUGGAAUGGAAAACAGUUCAUCAGAAAAUGCCAUGGAAUAUUGUUUUUCUGCUGGGAGGUGGCUUUGCCUUAGCCAAAGGCAGUGAGGAAUCUGGUCUAUCCGCAUGGAUUGGCAGCAAACUGAAUCCUCUGCAGAACAUUCCUCAUCCAGCUACUGCUUUCUUGUUGUGUCUCCUCAUUGCCACUUUCACUGAGUGCACCAGCAAUGUAGCCACCACCACCCUCUUUCUCCCCAUUCUGGCUUCAAUGGCUCAAGCGAUCUGCCUCAAUCCACUCUAUGUCAUGCUGCCCUGUACACUUUCUGCAUCAUUGGCGUUCAUGCUCCCAGUGGCUACUCCUCCUAACGCUAUUGUCUUCUCAAACGGACAACUCAAGGUUAUAGAUAUGGCCAGAGCUGGAUUUAUACUGAACAUCAUAGGAGUUCUGACAAUAAAUCUAAGUAUCAACACCUGGGCUACAUCAUUGUUCCAACUGCAAACCUUCCCAGCUUGGGCAAACGGGACAAGUUCAUGCCAGUAA